Molecule: messenger RNA, 315 nt
Organism: Monascus purpureus
Lineage: Eukaryota; Fungi; Ascomycota; Eurotiomycetes; Eurotiales; Aspergillaceae
Source: the annotation of a GenBank genome assembly
AUGGAAAUCUUAGCAGUGAGCACGGACAGAAUAGAGCCACAGCUAAUGUUGCUCAGCAAGCAAGUCCAUUUCCAUAUUGUGCAACGCGCACUGGCAAUGAAUAAUAGACUUUACUCGCGAAUCUGUCUCCCCACUUCUGGUGAAACGGUUGCUUUGUCGGGUCAGAAGGGGCCGAUGGAUCAGUUCAGUGGCAUGCGUCAGUCCAAGCCAUUGACGAUGUCGUCUGUUGAGAUUCGGACAUCUUUCUUUUUUCAUGCGUCUAGUCCUGUAUAUGCUAUUCGGAUGGCCUUACUCCAUCUCGUCCAGCUCCCUUGA